This is a messenger RNA of Amoebophrya sp. A25, 1490 nucleotides long. The record is from the annotation of a GenBank genome assembly. NCBI's taxonomy places the organism in Eukaryota, Dinophyceae, Syndiniales, Amoebophryaceae.
GGUACUUGUCACUACAUCAUUACCACGUCGUCAACAUCAAUUUUCUGCCGACAGCAAUGGAAAGAUCCCGAAGAGUGCCAUCAGAGAGUAGUCACAGCAUCACUAGAACAAAUGUCAGAACACGAAAAAGGUGAACAACAAGGCUUGAAGAAAGGUCGUCUACUAGCUGUGACGAAUACGAACAUCAAUAGCCAUGCAGCAAGUGCAGCAUCAACAUCAUGUACAACUGCCUUCCUAGAAUUGGAUAGUGGCGCCGCUCGCUUUCUGACCUUGUUGUCAGGAACUUCUAUCCAAUGCCAUACGAAAUGUCGCCAGGAGGCGCAGGGAACGGGUUUCUUUCCAGUUCAUUGGUUUGAAUGAUGCGAUUUUUCCGGGAGAUCUUGGAAAUAGCCUUCGUUCCAUUGAUAGAUCUUCGAAAUAGAACUCCACUCUACUUUUUCAGGAAGUUGCGUAAAAGUAGAGUGGAGCUCUAUUUCGAAAGCAGGAGAAAGGACUAUUAUGAAUGCGACCAUCCGCACCGUUUCGUACUUUUUAUAGAAGUCUACUUUUCUCACACAUUCUGUGCUUAUCGAUGUAGGAAAUGCAACAGUUGUUGCCAUGCUCGAUGUGUGUGAGUUCUACGCCGCCACGAAUGAAUGCACUACUGCUACUAAGCACCCUUACCAGGCAAACAAACAGUGAAAGAAAAAGGAAACAUGUCCCCUACCCGCCUCUUUGUAACGUCGGGCCGUACCCCGUAAAUGGGUUUACAACUAUUACUACUACUACUACAGGCUGGUCUUGUGCAAGGUUUGGGCAUUGUCGUCGUGUAAUUUAGCAGAGACGCUGCAUCGUUUCGAGUAGCGGAGCGGAACAGAAACAGUGUGGGGCGGGUCUCUCCGUGCAAUUACAUUGUUCCGAGCAGCGGAGCGGAACAGCGUGGCAUGAAGGAUUUCUCCGCAUGUGAACGGAGGAACUUGCUCCAGCAGUUUGAUAAGGUCAUCCACCUCUACUUUUUGUUCGUUCAUGAUUUCACACCUAUUCUCACGAAACAAGAUUUUAUUUUUUACCUUAGAUACUUCUAUAAAUAUGCUAUAAUUGUCUCCAUUAUGUUACAAGUUGUUUAGGACUAGCUCUAAAAGUUACCUGUUUCUUUUUACCAGAUAGAUGCCUAUUAUUUAUCCCGCUUAUGUUGAAGAUGAUCACGACUCAGGAUGCAAUCCCCCUUUCCCUCCUGCCAAUGCAGCUCCUCUCAGAAUUACAAGCAGUACCUCCCUCAUCCAUCAAGACCGGUUCCUGGAUUCAAAAAAAAAAAGAAAAGCAAAGGAACUAGUCGCUUUAACAUGAAAAAGUGAGUGUCUAAAAUUCUACGACAGUUUAACUUGAUUACUCAAGAACGAACUAAAAACGUGAAUUAUGUUUUCUCUUCUUUUCGACUUAAACUUUUCCAACAUGGGCAAAAAGUGUACAUGUAGCCUCUCACAAUUAUAAUGUUUCUCGUAGUACCUCCC